Molecule: messenger RNA, 1662 nt
Organism: Fusarium fujikuroi IMI 58289
Lineage: Eukaryota; Fungi; Ascomycota; Sordariomycetes; Hypocreales; Nectriaceae
Exons: 3
Coding region: 1-1662 (553 amino acids)
Source: RefSeq, a predicted model, not a curated record
AUGAAAAGGACCAAGUCCACGGAGCGCGCGGCUCGUAUCAGUGACCUUGAGUUGAGACACCAAGAGAAGGUCCAUCAGAUUGACUUAACAGGCCGUGAUGAGGAAGCUCGUCUCCUGAAGCUGCGACUCUUAACGCUUCGCGAUGAAAAUUCGUCCCUGAAGGAUCGGCUGGUCCAACGAGAUGCUCUCGUAAAGCAGAUGACGAAAAAGGGGAAAGAUGUGCAUGUUGAGCUUGUCGAAGCGAAGGAGAAGCUGAAAGCUCAAGAAAUGCAGCUCAGAAAACAAUGCAACGAGCUGGAAGGCCUCAAGACCGAAAUCAAUUCUUUGAAUGACUUCAGACAAGACUCAAACAAGGUCUUGCAGGAGAAACUCGCCCUCACUCAUAAACUUGACCAGAUCCAGCCCGAGCUUGAACAUCUCAAGACGCAACUCGAAAACCAUCGCGCCGUCGUCGCCCAGAAGCAGGAUCUCGAGCGUCAGCUUAGUUCCAUCGAGGUGGAACUCGAAAAUGAGAGGCGAUCAAAAAAACGCAUGCAAUCCAAGAAUCAUGACAAUGAUCAAGUGAAGGAACAAUUGGACGAAGCGAAGAGAGAACUGGAGAAGCUUAAGAAAGAACACACCAGAGAGCUACGGGAAGUCCGCGGUGAAUGUGACAUGCUCGAAGGCCGCGUGGAGGAUACAAGAAGCAAACUGAAGAAGACGCAGGGAGACCUCAAGGACACACGAGCUGAGCUCGCGUCUUGUCGAGCUGAACUGGAGGAAGCUCGUAAGGCUCUGGCGACUAGCAAGACAAGCAAGAAGAGUGUCACGAUGAAGGAACAUCCUAUUGGAAAGAAGAGAGCCCAGGACCUGAGCAUGGAAGACAUCAGCAUCGGAACCCCAGGCCCAGAUGAGGCAACCUUGAGACGGCCUUCCAAGAAACGAGGUGCUGAGCGCGCCUUAGUAGGAGAGAAGUCGACGUUCUCAAUCACGCCCUUUUUGAACCGUACCAAGAAUCUCUCGGAGAACAUGUCAGAUGAGCUAAGCGAACUUCACUCACCCACUGGGAAGUCUACAGGCGCCUCGGAACCUGUUGCCUUUCAAGAUGUUGCACCAGAACCUCGCGAUUCUAUGUCUAUGGAGCCCAUAGAGGAGGCUGCAGAGCCAGAUCAUCAAGCUGAGGAUGAUGCUGCACCCGAGGAAGAGGAGCAGCCAAAGGCACAGAAGACCCGGGGCAGACCAAGGAAAGCCCUGGACGAGGCACCAACAACGAAGAAGAACAUGCCGGUUCAGGCAAAGAGAAAGGCCAGGGUAGCCAAGACUUCUAGCAGAAUCGAGAUGAUAGCCGAAGUUGACGAGGCUGACGUACCGGAAACUGAACCUAUCGAGAAGCCCAAGAAGGUGCCGGGACUGCUGAAGUCGAACCCUGCUACGGCGUCGUUGAGAAAUGGAAACGAUGAUGCAGAUACACGCAAAAAGAAGCGAAAAAUGCUUGGUGGUGGCAACAAGACUCUGUUCGACGAUGAGGAGGCGGAACCAGCUCCCAGACCAGCAAAGAUUCAGAUGGGGGCCGGGCGUAGGCUCAAGGCACCGCUGGGAAAUGUUCGUGGUGCAUUCGGUGGAGCAACAUUCUCGCCGUUGAAGAAGGACAGGCGAGGAGUGGGAGCCAGUUUCUUACAUUAA